AUGUCGCAAACGCAGCCGCCGCCCGCGUUAAAUGACCUCGAAAAAGAACUGGGGUGCUCGAUCUGUACGGAGCUACUCUACCAACCACUGACGCUGCUGGACUGUCUGCACACCUUUUGCGGAUCAUGCUUGAAAGAAUGGUUUGCAGCGCAGGGCUCACGGCGCCGCUCCUCGUCAGACACUUCCCCUCGGUUCACAUGUCCAUCAUGCCGUGCAGAAGUCCUACGCACGCGCACAAAUGCGACGGUAACGACGUUACUGGACAUGGUGCUGAAGGCGCAUCCCGACCGUGCCCGAUCUGAAGCCGAAAAGGAAGAAAUUGCAACCCGCUACACUCCAGGAGACUCUGUAUUUCCAUCCCGAAGGAAUCCUCCCGGCAGCGAGGAGGAUGAGGCGGACCAACGGCUAUUACAGCAGGUCCAAGAGAUGAGUGUUCGGGAGAGUCGGUCACAUGCCCGGAGAGAAGCGCGUCGGGCAGCUGGGCAUUCGGGGAGAAACCGCGAAGGGAGCAGCCAUCGUGAGCGCUCAGGAGAUGAAACAAGGACAAGGCGCCGACGAGGUGGAGAAUCGGGGCAUUCUCAUGAUGAAAAUAAUCAUGGACGGCGCAUCCAGCACCAGUCGAGCUUGCGGUCGAUUAUCAGCUUGACCGCAGACGCAGAGGCUAUACAGGAGCAAAUUAUACGGCAGAUUCUAGAUCAAGGUUUUCUUGACGAUGUUGAUUUCGACACUUUGACCGCGGCACAGGAGGAAGAAUUGAGUGAGCGGAUUGCAGAUGCCUAUCGUCGGGGUCAACUACAAUAUCCACGCUAUCCUGAGGAUUCGAGUCCCCGACGAUCUGCCGAGGAUGGAGAGCGUGCUCGCUCACGAUCGCAAUCCGUGCAGCGGCCGAGUGAGAAUACUACUACUUCGAAUUCCACUAUCACUACUAUGGCUGCUGUGGCUUCCACUGCUCCCUCACCGUCGCCAUCGGCUCGUGACAGCGCGGACAGGCGGCCCCCCGCAACUAGACCGCAUUUGUUUGAUCCACCGACGUCACGGCCGAGGUCAAAUCGCCAACGAAGAAACUCUGAACACACCGAAAGUCGUCGUCGGGCAUCCCCCAUCCGUGUCUACGAGGCCUCUAAUUCCGAGGAUAAUCUACGGCCGGCUGUUCGAUCCUCCAGUGACAUGACUGCUGAGCGAAUACACAGCGCGCACGCGACACGAGCAAGAGCCGAGGCGCCUGGAUUGCGUUCGCGGCGUGCAACAGAUUCAGAACAUGGCAUAUCCGAUGACUUGGUGAGCGGAGGAAGGGAGCGCAACGCGUCGUCUAGUACGAACAUCAGUCAGCCUGAGACGGUCUCGGUGUCUACCCCAGACUCACCGGCGGGAGAGCACCUGGCACCUUUGGUAUCUUCACCGCGCGUUCCACCCAGGUCAGAAAGGCGUCCUCGGUCCUCUCUUUGGAAUGCGCAGGCGCCUUCUGGCGCUCAGUACCUGGAGCCGUCAAUCUCCUGUGAUCGUUGUGGCACCUCGGAUAUUCAGUACGACGUGCACAAGAAAUGCUCGAAAUGCAAAGACCCCUCCUUCCACCUUUGCUUGCGAUGUUAUCGCACAGAUGGAGAUUAUCCCUAUGGGGACUCGUCUCGGGUGAGUGGGUUCGACCCCGCGGCCAAAGCAAUGUACGAGCGAAUCCAGGCAUCACCGAAUCACCGUCCGGCGAGAAUGCGCCAAACCGGUCACAUAAUGCGCGCGUUCAAGUACGACCGGCCUUCGGAAAGUGCACAAGUCGUGAUCAAUGGGGAGAGAAAGAUUACCAACGACAACCCCGCGCUACGUCUGAUAUCCGGCCUAUUCUGUGACAUCUGCCAGUCUCCAGCCAAUGAUUGCUUCUGGAAAUGCAGUCGAUGCAACGAAGGAGAUUGGGGCUUCUGCAAUCGUUGUGUCAAUCAGGGGAGGUGCUGUACGCACCCUCUCUUACCUCUUCGGCGCGUGGUUGGGGCUCCAAAGGCUUCGGCGACUAGUACUCCCGCGGACUCCAUCACUCUUUCACGAUCCAACACCGAAGUCUUCAAGACGCUCUCCUUCUCCACCAACUGCGACAUUUGCACGUACCCAAUCCCUGCAUCCGUAACCCGAUUCCACUGCCUGAAAUGCAACGAGGGCGACUAUGACGUCUGCACCAACUGUUAUCUGAAACUGGUGGCCACUUCCAAGAUCAGCAAGGAAAAUGGGCAUAAUGGUUGGCGCCGCUGUCUGUCCUCCCACCGCAUGAUCGUUGUUGGCUUCGAGGACCGAGACGAUGGCCAACGGCGUGUGAUCGUCAGGGACCGGGUCGGCGGUAACGCCCUCCAAGAGGAGCACAUAGCUGCACAAUCGCCACCGAGUUCGUCAGCCGGCAGCAGUCCCGUCGCCUCCGCCGACAGGAUAAACGGCUACUGGAGCUGGAAAGAAGGCUCCGAACGCCGGAAAAAAGCAUCUCGUCUUCGAGGUUCAUUUUCCCAUCCUAGCGGUGGUGGGAACGCAGGCCAUUCUCAUGCUCAGCCAUCCAGCACCCCGGACUCGAGUUCUGGAAACAAUUCGCCCUCACUGCAGCAUGGGGCCAUAUUCCGACGCUUCCCACCUGACGGCGGCAUGGGCCUCGUGGUCCAGGCGAGAUGGUCCUAUUUCCCUGGAGAAGAGGACGAAGAUGAAUUGUUUUUCCCUCGUGGUGCGGAAAUUAAAGAAGUUGACGAUGUGAAUGAUGAGUGGUUUUGGGGAAGUUAUGCUGGACGGACGGGUUUAUUCCCCGGUACGCAUGUCACUGUUGUGGGAGAAAUCAAGUGA
This is a messenger RNA of Penicillium diatomitis, 2805 nucleotides long. Its product is annotated as SH3 domain protein. The record is from RefSeq and is a predicted model, not a curated record. The transcript has 2 exons. The coding region runs from base 1 to 2805 and encodes 934 amino acids. Gene Ontology annotation, biological process: ubiquitin-dependent protein catabolic process; protein ubiquitination; mitotic cell cycle checkpoint signaling. Gene Ontology annotation, molecular function: ubiquitin-protein transferase activity; protein binding; zinc ion binding. Gene Ontology annotation, cellular component: nucleus. Lineage: Eukaryota; Fungi; Ascomycota; Eurotiomycetes; Eurotiales; Aspergillaceae.